AUGGUUACCUCCACUGCCGCUGCCGCUAAGAGUGCCUAUCGACAAAUUCUUCGGUCCUCCCAGGUUGCCUUCCGCAAUGAUCUCCCAGUCCUAACCGCUGCGCGCCAAAAAGCGCGCCACGACUUUGAGAAGAACCGUCGCCCGGCCGUCGACACUGGAAUGCAAAUUAACAAUGCGAUCGAGAUUGCGAACAUCCUGCGCCACAACAUCAUUCAAGGCUCGAGGGAGCAAGGAGAUGAAGCUGCUAAGUGGGAACUCAAUAUCCACGACCAGAUCGAACGUGGUGAUAACGACUCUAUCAAAGUCGGCGAUCAGGAUGUUAAGAUUCACAAGGCUUGCUCUUCAUGA
Molecule: messenger RNA, 348 nt
Organism: Penicillium digitatum Pd1
Lineage: Eukaryota; Fungi; Ascomycota; Eurotiomycetes; Eurotiales; Aspergillaceae
Product: LYR motif-containing protein
Biological process (GO): mitochondrial respiratory chain complex III assembly
Cellular component (GO): mitochondrial matrix
Molecular function (GO): protein folding chaperone
Source: RefSeq, a predicted model, not a curated record